CGCCGCACUCCCUCCGCGGCCGCCGAGCCGAGCGGCUGCCCCCCGGGGCCGCGCCGCAGCCCUCCGCGCGCCCCUCUAUCAUGCCCCGGGCCCGGGCCGGGGCCGCCGCAGCAGCCUGGACACCAUGCCCGAGGGCGGCGGUGGCGACGGCGGGGAGGUGCCCGCGCUCAUCCCGGACGGCGAGCCGCUGCGGGAGGAGCAGCGGCCCCUGAAACAGUCCCUGGGGAGCUCCCUGUGCCGCGAGUCGCACUGGAAGUGCCUGCUCCUCACGCUGCUCAUCCACGCCUGCGGGGCCGUGGUGGCCUGGUGCCGCCUGGCCACCGUGCCGCGGCUGGUCCUGGGGCCCGAGGCCGCCCUGGCCCGCGGGGCCGGGAGCCCCCCGCCCACCUACCCGGCCAGUCCCUGCUCCGACGGCUACCUGUACAUCCCGCUGGCCUUCGUCUCCCUCCUCUACCUCCUCUACCUGGCCGAGUGCUGGCACUGCCACGUGCGGUCGUGCCAGGCGCCGCGCACCGACGCCAACACCGUGCUCGCCCUGAUCCGCCGGCUGCAGCAGGCGCCGCCGUGCGUCUGGUGGAAGGCCACCAGCUACCACUACGUGCGGCGCACGCGCCAGAUCACCCGCUACCGCAACGGCGACGCCUACACCACCACCCAGGUGUACCACGAGCGGGCCGACAGCCGCACGGCCCGCGGCGAGUUUGACUACGCGGCCCACGGCGUCCGCGACGUCUCCAAGGAGCUCGUGGGCCUGGCCGACCACGCGGCCACGCGGCUGCGCUUCACCAAGUGCUUCAGCUUUGGCAGCGCCGAGGCCGAGGCGUCGUACCUCACCCAGAGGGCGCGUUUCUUCAGCGCCAACGAGGGCCUGGACGACUACCUGGAGGCCCGCGAGGGCAUGCACCUGAAGGACGUGGACUUCCAGGAAUCCCUCAUGGUCUUCGCCGACCCCCGCAGCCCGCCCUGGUAUGCCCGGGCCUGGGUCUUCUGGCUCGUGUCGGCCGCCACGCUGUCCUGGCCCCUGCGGGUCGUGGCGGCCUAUGGCACAGCCCACGUGCACUACCAGGUGGAGAAGCUUUUCGGCGCCAGCUCGCCGCCGCCCGGGGUGGUGCCCAGCGGGCCCGCGCUCUCCCGUGUGGCCACGGUGGACUUCACCGAGCUCGAGUGGCACAUCUGCUCCAACCGGCAGCUGGUGCCCAGCUACUCCGAGGCCGUGGUCAUGGGCGCCGGCUCGGGCGCCUACCUCCGGGGCUGCCAGCGCUGCCGCCGCUCCGUCAGCAGCAACUCGCUGCCCCCCGCCCGGCCCAGCGGCCCCCGCCUGCCCUUCAGCCGCAGCCGCCUCUCGCUGGGAGCCGGGGGCCGGGCCACGCCAGGGGUCUUCCGCAGCCUGAGUGGGGGGCCGCUGGGGCGCCACGGGGAGGACACGGAGCCCCUGGAGAGCCCGCCGUGCUACGAGGAUGCCCUUUACUUCCCGGUGCUCAUUGUCCACGGGGACAGCGGCUGCCAGGGUGACGGGCAGGGUGCGCUCUGAGGCCCCCCACGGGCCCCCAGAACGGCCCCCUCCCCACCAUGGGAAACAGACCAGCCACACACGUGGGGUGAGGCUGGGGGGGUGGGGGCUCCUUACGCAGACUAAAACGCAGUGACCCGUGGUCAUUUGGGGGGUGGGGGUAGACGGCACCCAAGUUGAAUCUGUGAACUGUCCCCAGCAUGGCUCCCCGCCCACCCUCCACAUUCCAUCCCCUGUGACACAGAUGAUCUGGCAUGGAGGCCUCUCAUGCUGGGCUGGGGAGGAAGCUUCCAGAAAGCCUGGGGUGGGGGAGAAGUCCUGGGGACAGCUGUUGCCUGCAGCAGAGGGCUGCUGUGGGCUCUUCCAGCCGUGGUGGGGGCCACAUUGAGAAACCACCCCCCCAGCAACCCAGAAGCACAAAUUAGUGGUUAGGGGCCAGGCCCAGCCGGGCCAGCCUCCCCGAAACUGAAGAGCUGGCUAAGGGGACACCCCAGCCUCGGCCCCAAACCACCCCAUCCUGCUCCCCCAGCAGGUCCCUCCCUGGCUGCCCUCUGGCCUCCGCUCAGGGCCCCUGGGUCUUGGAGCAGAGCCUUGCCCCACCCCCACUGUUUUCUCCGGUGCCCACUGCACCCCCACCCCAGACAUCCAGCUUCCCCUACAGCCUGGGGUUCCAUCUUACGGCCCCACCACAAUCUGCACAUCCCCUGAUCUCUGCUCUGCCCCCCAAAGUCCACCCGUGCCUCUGUCAGCCACACAACACCCUCCAGCUUUGUCCUCCCAUUGCUCCCCUGGACUUCUCUGCUCUUGGCCUUCCCAACGAGCCCAGGGUCACAGGCCACAGAGCAUCCGAGGGGCCCCGGCCUUGGCCUGGCCUCUUGGACGAUGCCCGUGCUCCUCCAUGGAGGCCCCUGCUUCUCCCAUCCCUGGGGCCUGGCCCAGGGGACGCACCCCUCCCCCGGGAGGAGACAGGCGUCCCUUCCCUUCCAGCUGGGGCUUCCACCCCCUCUCAGGGGCCAUGGGGGAGGAAAGAGUCAGAGAAGAUGCCGAUAAAAUAAAAGGUAUGAAACGGAA
Molecule: messenger RNA, 2581 nt
Organism: Choloepus didactylus (southern two-toed sloth)
Lineage: Eukaryota; Metazoa; Chordata; Mammalia; Pilosa; Megalonychidae
Gene: TMEM151A
Product: transmembrane protein 151A
Exons: 2
Coding region: 125-1531 (468 amino acids)
Source: RefSeq, a predicted model, not a curated record